Messenger RNA from Eimeria mitis, 426 nucleotides. RefSeq lists its product as uncharacterized. The transcript is spliced from 3 exons. Bases 1 to 426 code for a protein of 141 amino acids. The record is from RefSeq and is a predicted model, not a curated record. NCBI's taxonomy places the organism in Eukaryota, Apicomplexa, Conoidasida, Eucoccidiorida, Eimeriidae.
AUGCUGCUGAACAGAAAACGAGCAGCAGCUUAUACCACUGCUGCAGUAGAAGCAGCAGCAGCAGCAGCAGCAAGAACAGCUGCAGAAGCAGCAGCAGCAGCAGCUACUGCAGCAGUCGCAGCAACCCCUGCAGCAGCAGCAGCAACAUCAGCAGCAGCAGCAGCAGCAGCAGCAACAGAAGAUGGCUCCCUGCUAGAGCGCAGCAGCAAUGUAAAAGGCAGCAGCAGCAGCAGCAACAGCAGCAGCAGCAGCAGCAGCAACAGCAGCAGCAGCAACGGCUACGUCUACCGGGCUGCGGCGUUGCAGGAGUCGCACCUGCAGCAGCAGCAGCAACAGCAGCAGAAGCAGCAGCACCAGCAGGAGCAUCAGCAGCAACUGCAGCAGCAACAGCAGCGCAAUCAACAGCAGCAGCACCAACAGGAGUAG